Danio rerio (zebrafish) is the source of this 6093-nucleotide messenger RNA. NCBI's taxonomy places the organism in Eukaryota, Metazoa, Chordata, Actinopteri, Cypriniformes, Danionidae. The record is from RefSeq and is a predicted model, not a curated record.
GUGACCUGAAUUGAGUUUGACUGGAGGAAGCGAAGCUGACGUAUCUGGAACGCACGCCAUUCUACAGCUACUUCCAGAGAGAGAGUAAAAAGAGAGAGAGAGAGAGAGAGACAACAACCUCCCUCCCUUCUUCUGUCUCUCUCAGACACACAUACACACGCGCGUCUCGUAAGGAAGCAGAAUGAACGCUGCCACAGUAUGGGCUGAAGACGUCCACCGCUGAAAGACUCAGGAAAGAAAGAGUGCGGGAAACAACAACAAAGAAGCAGCGAGCGCGUUUCUAAAAAAACAGAAAAGGCAGGCUGGAAAAUUGGUGGAAGGGAGCCGUGGAGACGGAGCGGGACAGAGGAACAGCCCGUCUGUCUGUGGCGGGACAGCAGACGCCGAACGCGCACACACACACUAUGGUGGUCCAGGCGGCCGUGACCCCCGGUAGGACCCGUAGGCUCCUGCUCAAGCUGCCGGUGGGAACACUGAGGAGGAACAGCGAGGAGAGGAUGACGGAAGGGCGGAGAUGUCAGGUCCAUCUCCUGGAUGACAGGAAACUGGAGCUCCUGGUACAGCCCAAACUAAUGGCGAAGGAUCUUCUAGACCUGGUGGCGUCCCAUUUCAACCUGAAGGAGAAGGAAUAUUUUGGAAUCUCUUAUGUAGAUGAGACGGGUCAUUUCAGCUGGUUGCAGUUAGAUCGCCGUGUUCUGGAACACGAGUUUCCCAAGAAAUCUGGACCCGUUGUGCUAUACUUCUGUGUAAGGUUCUACAUUGAAAGCAUCUCUUACCUUAAGGAUAAUGCCACAAUCGAGCUGUUCUUCCUCAAUGCAAAGUCUUGCAUCUAUAAGGAGCUCAUAGAAGUGGACAGCGAGGUGGUGUUUGAACUAGCAUCCUACAUCUUACAGGAAGCUAAAGGAGACUUCACGAGUAAUGAUGUUACUAGGGCUGAUCUGAAGAAACUGCCAGCACUGCCUACACAAGCACUGAAGGAACACCCUUCUCUCGCAUACUGUGAGGACCGGGUCAUUGAGCACUAUAAGAAGCUAAGUGGACAGUCCAGAGGCCAGGCUAUCGUCAACUAUAUGAGUAUAGUGGAGUCCCUGCCCACAUAUGGAGUGCAUUAUUACGCUGUUAAGGAUAAGCAGGGUAUCCCAUGGUGGCUGGGCUUGAGUUAUAAAGGCAUUUUUCAAUAUGACUACCAGGACAAAGUCAAACCAAGAAAGGUGUUCCAAUGGAGACAGUUGGAGAAUCUGUACUUCAGGGAGAAGAAGUUCUCAGUGGAAGUCCAUGACCCGAGAAGUAGGGCGUCGGUAACGCGGAGGACGUUUGGUCACAGUGGCAUCGCCGUGCACACCUGGUACGCCUGUCCCACCCUCAUUAAAUCCAUCUGGGCCAUGGCCAUCAGCCAACACCAGUUCUACCUGGACCGCAAACAGAGCAAGAGUAAAAUCCAUGCAGCUCGCAGUCUGAAUGAGAUAGCCAUAGACCUGACUGAAACUGGGACCCUCAAGACCUCCAAACUGGCCAACAUGGGCAGCAAAGGCAAAAUCAUCAGCGGGAGCAGCGGGAGCCUACUGUCCUCAGGCUCUCAAGAGUCGGACAGCUCUCAGACUGCGAAGAAGGACAUGUUGGCAGCUCUGAGGGCUAGACAGGAAGCUCUGGAGGAGACCCUCAGACAGAGAAUAGAGGAACUUAAGAACAUCUGCAUCAGAGAAGCGGAGCUGACUGGAAAACUUCCGAAGGAGUAUCCUCUGGAUCCUGGCGAGGAGCCGCCCACCGUCAGACGCAAAAUUGGCACAGCCUUCAAACUGGACGAACAGAAAAUCCUGCCCAAAGGAGAGGAAGAGGAAUUGGAGCGUUUGGAAAGGGAAUUUGCCAUUCAGUCUCAGAUAACGGAGGCAGCACGAAGGUUAGCAUCAGAUCCUCACAUCAGCAGCAAGAAACUGAAGAAACAGAGGAAGACGUCAUAUCUCAACGCUCUGAAGAAGCUGCAAGACAUUGAGAACGGCAUCAAUGAAUAUCGCGUUCGCUCCGGGAAGAAACCCACACAACGUGCCUCUCUCAUCAUAGAGGAAGCAAAUAUCGGCUCAGAGGACAGCUCUCUGUCUGACGCACUGGUGCUAGACGAUGAUGACUCCCAGGUGACUGGAACCCCCACGUUCUCUCCGGCUGCCUCUCCACACAAGGGUCUCCCUCCCCGACCUCCAUCCCACAGCCGGCCACCCCCACCACAGUCCCUGGACGGACUGAGACAUCUGCACUAUCAGCGCAGUGACUACGACAAGUCUCCGAUCAAACCACGCAUGUGGAGUGAAAGCUCAUUAGAUGAACCCUACGAACGAGUGAAGAAACGCUCCUCACACUCCAGUAGUCACAGACGGUUCCCUAGCACAGGCAGUUGUGAGGCAGGAGUGAGCAACUCUCUCCAGAACAGCCCUGUACGCUCCCUCCCUCACUGGAACAGCCAGUCCAGCAUGCCCUCCACCCCUGACCUGAGGACACGGAGCUACGUCCAUUCGGCCAGUCUGACUCAGCCGUUCCGGGGCCGCAGCUCCAGUCUGGAGUCUCAAGGGAAGCUGCUCUCCUUAGAGCCGGACACUGAAGCAGGACUCAGCCCUGACCUGUUUCUCUCGGGCCCCCAAAGGACAGGAAGCAAUGGCUCUGUGGUCCCAGAUGACUGCUCGUCCUGCACCAGCCACUCCAGCUCAGAACAUUAUUACCCUUCGUCCACCUCCAACCCCAACUACUGUACACUGGCAGAGGACUCGCCCUCCAAAGCCCGACAGCGGCAACGGCAGCGGCACAAGUCUGCGGGACACCUCGGCGCAUCGAGCUCCGGCAGCAUGCCGAACUUGGCAGCCCGAAAUGGCAGCACCCAUGGAGGAGUGUGUGGCAGCCAUCAGGGAGUUUACCUGCACAGCCAGAGCCAGCCUUCCUCACAGUACCGCAUCAAAGAGUACCCGUUAUACACCGAAGGCAGCAGCCCUAAUGCUGUGGUGGUCCGCAGUUUGGAGAACGACCAGGAGGGGCACUACAGCGUCAAGGCGCAGUUCAAGACCUCCAACUCAUACACAGCUGGAGGGCUUUAUAAGGAGGGCUGGGGCUCCGGGGAGGAUGGGGAAGCGGGUGGUGGUGGUGGAAGCGGGAGGUUGACGCCGUCCCGUUCACAGAUCGUGAGGACUCCGUCGCUGGGCAGGGAAGGUGGAGGUGGCGGAGGACGGGCGGCGGUGUCGGAAGAGCUGCGGUGCUGGUACCAGCGCUCAUCUGGAUCCAUUAAAGAGCACAGCCGCGUCACACAUACCAGCUCCAACUCUUCAGACGGACGCGGAGGACGGAUAGGAACGCUAGUCAAGGGGUCACCAGCUGCGUCUCCACACAGUCAGAGGAGUGGUACACCCUGCAGUGACCCUGCAGCUACGCCCCCCUGCAGCCCGCAACACAUACUCAACUGGCAGAGCGGAUCACCGUUUGCCGACAUUACUUUUCUGAGCAGUCCCCUGUGCUCUGAGCUAGCAGACGUACAGUGGUACGGGCACGAGAAGGCAAAGCCGGGAACGCUCGUCUAAACCGUCAUCCCUCAUCCCUCUCUCUUUCAAAGGGUGUUCAGAAGGGCAGGCCUGACCACAGCCUGGACCUCAACUCAUCGCAACACACCUGUGGCUGGAGCCAGUACCACCUCGACCUCUCCUUCCUCUCGUCCUCUCUGUCUAUCCGGCGGUACAGUGCUUAUGAACUAUGGGAAUACAAGAGUCUGAAUGAACUGAGCUUGACCUUGUCUAAACCUCCCUCUCGGAUUUUUGAACUUUGACCCAGUUAGCUGGCAGCCGGUUCCUCUAAAUGCACAAACUCAUCCAUCGCUGGAGUGAUGUGUGUAAGAAAGACGUCUUAUGCGCGCGUUGUACUAUAAGUAAACCCCACUCAUGCACAUACACACACACACACAUGCUCAAAUAGACGUAUUGGUCCCCUGCUGUCGUGUGUGUUCCUCUGCACCGAUGCCAGAGAGCCCAUGUCAUCCUCUCUCAUGCACAAACGCACAUUCCGAUGGAUUGCUUUGUCGUCAACCAUUUUUGUAGAUCUUUACGUUCUCAGUGUGUGACCACAAGCCCCUCCUUCAUCCUACUGUACCUCUUCUGAUUGGACAGGAGCACAUCAAAAGCCCCUCCUUCAUCCUAAAGCGCCUCUUCUGAUUGGAUAGAAGCACAUCAAAAGACUCUGCUUCAUCCUACAGCACCUCUUCUGAUUGGACAGUAGCACAUCAAAAGCCCCCCCUUCAUUCUACAGCUUCACUUCUGAUUGGACAGGAGUAUAUCAAAGGCCAUUCCUUCAUCCUACAGCACCUCUUCUGAUUGGACAGGAGCACAUCAAAAGCCAUUCCUUCAUCCUACAGCGCCUCUUCUGAUUGGACAGGAGCACAUCAAAAGCCCCUCCUUCAUCCUACAGCGCCUCUUUCGAUUGGACAGGAGCACAUCAAAAGCCCCUCCUUCAUCCUACAGCGCCUCUUCCGAGUGGACAGGAGUAUAUCAAAGGCUCCUCCUUCAUCCUACAGCGCCUCUUUCGAUUGGACAGGAGCACAUCAAAAGCCCCUCCUAAAUCCUACAGCGCCUCUUCUGAUUGGAUAGGAAUAUAUCAUAAGCCUAUCCUUCAUCCUACAGCGCCUCUUCUGAUUGGACAAGAUUACCUCAUAAGCCUAUCCUUCAUCCUACAGCGCCUCUUCUGAUUGGACAGGAUGACCUAACAAGCCCUCAUAAGCUCCUCUUCAUGCUACAGUUACUCUUCUUAUUGGACCAUAGUACAUUAAAACUCCUCCUUCAUCCUUCAGAACUUUUUCUAAUUGGACAAGAGCACAUCAAAGGCCCCUCAUUCAUCCUAAAAAGCCUUUUCUGAUUGGACAGGAGCACAUCAAAAGCCCCUCCUUCAUCCUACAGCGACUCUUCCUAUUAGACCAUAUUGCAUCAACAGCACCUCCUUCACACUACAGCGCCUCAUCUGAUUAGACAGGAUUACAUCACAAGCCGCUCCUUCACCUGACAGCGACUCUUCUUAUUGGACCAUAUUGCAUCAAAGGCACAUCCUUCAUCCUACAGCGCCUUUUCUGAUUUGACAAGAGUGCAUCAUAAGCCCCUCCCACUGUUUGUGAACUUGAUAUUUUGUGAGCAUUUGAAAAGCUGUUCUUGGAUUUGAAAAUGAGCCCUGAUUUUUAUAUAUCGCUCGAGAUGCUGACGCUGCUAAAAGCUCCACAAACUGCGUCGAAACUUUGUACGUAAUGUUGGUUCGUCAACCUCUCAACGUCACUGAUUCCGGUUCAGGAAGUUCAACCGUAUUUCUUUGCAGAACAUAGCUAACUUUUAGAAGCCAUAGCUGUACAAAUCUGACACGUUAGGUUAGAGGCAUUAGCAUGAUUUUCUGCGUUGAACGACCAAUCGGUGAACUCAGGCCGCGUACUUUGCUACUGCGUCACACUCGCCAUCAUGGUGCUCUGAGCCUGAACUCUACAUCCCACAAUGCCCUGCUGUACGGCCCACACUGCAUGCAGAACCAUCGCAAUCCCCUGCGUAUAGUGUUGUGACAUCAGUGAAGAAAAAAAAACUGUCUCCGAACACUCCUGGCCUUAUCGGUUUUGUUUUUACGUGUCUGUUUUUUAAUAUUCGAGAUUUUACUUAACUGUAACACCGUUGUGACAUGCGUUCGUAUUUAUUAAGUCAGAUGAGCACAACGCAACGUGGCACACCGACACAAUUUUUCAAUGACCUCUUCCCUGACCUGCUUUCAGGAGAACAGCAUUCCAGAAUGUGAUGCAGGUGCUUUUGUUUUCAAGAAAACACGAGCUCAGACAAUACAGGGUGUUUCGUGCUUCUAUCAUGCAGUCAACUAGAUCCAAAACCACGUGUGCCCCUUAGCCUCGAUCAUCCGACCGAGGAAACAUCAAGCCAUAACGCUUUUAUUCUACACUCUGCAGGAUACGAUACAUCGUACACGCAAAGUACCUUAAGAAACAGGUAGCUGAAAGCACACCCUUUGCCGUUACUAAUAAAAACAAAAAACAUCUCUUUUUGAAAGGGUCCAAAUCACCAGAUGCUAAACUACCAGAGUAAAGCAGUGUUU